Sorex fumeus (smoky shrew) is the source of this 1510-nucleotide messenger RNA. RefSeq names its product zinc finger protein 25-like. Gene Ontology annotation, molecular function: DNA-binding transcription factor activity, RNA polymerase II-specific; RNA polymerase II cis-regulatory region sequence-specific DNA binding. Bases 158 to 1510 code for a protein of 450 amino acids. The transcript has 6 exons. NCBI's taxonomy places the organism in Eukaryota, Metazoa, Chordata, Mammalia, Eulipotyphla, Soricidae. The record is from RefSeq and is a predicted model, not a curated record. Gene Ontology annotation, biological process: regulation of transcription by RNA polymerase II.
GGAGGGCGGGGCCUGGGAGCGCCGCGGGCGAGGAGCGGCGGCCGGAUCCCUGCGGGUAGUUCCUGGAGCUGUAGGAUAAAUUCUCUGAUGACAUCUGUCUUCCAACAUUCCCUAUUCUGGUUCCAGAGAUUCAAUAUUUUCCCAAGUGCAGCAAAAAAUGAACAAAUUCCCGGGACCAGUAACCUUCAAGGACAUUAUUGUGGAAUUCACUCCAGAGGAGUGGAAGUUGCUAGAUGCUUCUCAGAAGACCUUGUACAAAGAAGUGAUGCAGGAGAACUAUAGUCUUCUAGUCUCCGUGGGUUGUCAUGUGAAUAAUCCAAAUGCAGUCUUCAAACUGAAGCAAGGAAAAAAGCCAUGGAUAUUAGAAGUAGAAUUUCCGCAUCAGAACUACCCAGAAGUCCUAUGGAAUAUUCAUGACCAAGGAACAAGACAUCAGAAAAAUCAUCCUGAAAAGUCAAGGAAUGGAGAAUUCACAAAACAUCAGAAAACACAUAAUACAGAGAAAAUCUAUAAAUGUGAUGAAUGUGGAAAGACCUUCUGCCAGAAGACUGCCCUCAUAGUACAUCGACACACGCAUCCAAAGGAAAAGCCCAGUGAACAUGGGAAAUCUGUACCCAGGAAUGGAGACGUUGCGGCACUUCAGAAAACUAACACUAGAGAGAAAAACUAUGCGUGCAAAGAAUGUCAGAAAACUUUCUACCACCUGUCAUCUCUCAGUAGACAUUUAAGAACUCACGCAGGAGAGAAACCCUAUGAAUGUAAUCAGUGUGAAAAGUCCUUCUAUCAGAAACCACACCUCAUGGAACAUCAAAAAACACACACGGGAGAGAAACCAUUUGAAUGUACUGAGUGUGGGAAGUUUUUCUAUGUUAAGGCAUACCUCAUGGUGCAUCAGAAAACACACACAGGAGAGAAACCAUAUCAGUGUAAAGAAUGUGGGAAAUUCUUUUCUCAGAAAUCACAUCUCACAGUACAUCAGAGAACACAUACAGGAGAAAAACCCUAUAAAUGCAAGGAAUGUGGAAAAUUCUUCUCUAGAAAUUCACACCUCAAAACCCAUCAGAGAACUCAUACAGGAGAGAAACCUUAUGAAUGUAAAGAAUGUGGGAAAUGCUUCUACCAGAAGUCAGCCCUCACAGUACACCAGCGGACUCACACAGGGGAGAAACCCUUUGAAUGUAACAAAUGCGGAAAAAACUUUUACUAUAAAUCAGAUCUCACCAAACACCAGAGAAAGCAUACAGGGGAGAAGCCCUAUGAGUGUAAUGAAUGUGGUAAAUCUUUCUCUGUGAAUUCAGUCUUGAAAUUACAUCAAAGGACUCACACAGGAGAAAAACCCUAUGAAUGUAAGGAAUGUGGGAAAUCCUUCUCACAAAAGUCUCAUUUUAUUAUACAUGAGAGAAAACACACAGGGGUAAAACCCUAUGAAUGUCAGGAGUGUAAAAAAACUUUUAUUCAGAAAUCUAAACUCACUGCACAUCAGAAGACACAUAUAGAGGAAAAAAAAUGA